Molecule: messenger RNA, 1795 nt
Organism: Dicrocoelium dendriticum
Lineage: Eukaryota; Metazoa; Platyhelminthes; Trematoda; Plagiorchiida; Dicrocoeliidae
Source: the annotation of a GenBank genome assembly
GUUAUUCCGCACGGCGUGCUCGCAAACAGAAGGAAAAUGCAAACUCCAAGAUUGCUUUUGCCGCAUAUCUUGAGAAGCACCCAUUACCUACAGAGGAAAUCGUCUCCAUCACUUCGAAAACCUAUCGGGAGCUAAUCACCUCCCUGCAAUCCGGUGAAUUAACGCCCCAGAAACUCCUUCUUGCCUACCAGCAUAAAGCAUUUGAGGUCGAUCGUCGUUGCAAUUGUGUUACUGAAUUUCUUCACCCGGAUUUCUCUGAAAUCAACUUGGAUGGUCCAUUCGCAGGCAUCCCAGUUAGUCUGAAGGAUAAUUUUACUGUCAAGGGCUGCGAAUCUUGCGCCGGCAUGUCCCACUUUCUGACGGGUUGCGCUAAAGAAGAUGCCCUCCUUGUCAGCGUAUUGAAGUCAUUGGGUGCUGUGCCGUUCGCUCGGACUACUGUACCGCAAACGAUGCUCAGUGUAGUUUCCUCGAACCCCAUCGAUGGUAUGACCCGGAAUCCUUUGGAUUUGAAUCGAAGCCCUGCCGGGAGUAGUUCCGGUGAGGCAGCGUUGAUUGGAGGUGGUGGAUCUGUCUUCGGUCUCGGCACUGAUUUGGGUGGCAGCAUUCGUUUACCCGCGGCUAUGUGCAAUAUUGUCGGCUUCAAACCUACUCCUGGACGUUUAAGUCAACUUGGGAUGUUCAAGAUACACCGUUUGACAACGGUGACCUCGACGCCGGGACCACUUGCACGGGACGUGGAGACGUGCAUGUCAGUCGUCAAAGCUCUCUUCAAUUCGCAUUUGCAUCGCGAAUUUGACUACUUCGUUCCACCGUUGAAGUACUCGGACGAACACUCCUUCGAAGUACCUCUAAGAAUAGGAUACUUCGUUACUGAUGGUUCCUUCACACCAGUUCCAGCAGCCCAGCGUGCGGUCAUGCAUGUCAAAGCGAAACUGGAGGCCCGCGGGCACGAGCUAGUGCCCUGGCAGCCCCCAUUCAAAGGAUGCCAGUGGCUUUCCCUCUUCGUUACCGGUGUGUAUGCUGAUGGUAUGCAGCCGCUGCUUCGUGCGCUCCAUUACGAUGCCAUUGAUGAAGCCAUCGCUGGCACUGUGAAAUUAAUGCGAGCUUGGCGAAUUACUCGCUAUUGGAAAUACCUGUUGACCCGGUUUUUUGGUAGCCCUGAUGACUUAGUUGUUCUUCGCGCGUUAUCUGCCGUACAUGAUAUUCCAAGUAUGCUUCAGCAUACCCAAGAGGUGGAGGCCUUUCGUCGACAAAUUUACUCUCAUUGGCGGGAAGCCCGCCUGGACGCUCUCAUUUGCCCAGCCUUUGGUUUGGCCGCUCCGCCGCCUCUGAAGCCGAAACACAGAUUUACUGGAAUGUUGUCCUAUCUGAAUUUGUUUAACCUGGCUAACAUGCCAGCGGGAUGCCUACCUUCUGGAAUUAGUGUGUGUGAAGAUGACUUGGCCGCUCUAAAGCCUUCCGUUGAUGGAAGUUCGACGCGAUACCAGUGGAACUCCCUAGUUCUUGAGCUUCAACGUGACAUCCAUGGUUUCCCCGUCAGUAUCCAGGUAGCUGCGGCUCCGUGGCGAGAUGAAAUUUGUUUGCAUGUGAUGCGCGAAGUUGAGGAUGCUGUCAAAUGCCAACCGAAUCUCCUGUAAUGAACUAAUUAUCCUUCAAACUUUAUUUCAUCUUCUUGCUGCAAGAGAUGUUUCAAUUGACUCGAAAUGGACUUUUGAUGCUGAUUUCAAUGAUGUAAUGCAGUUUCGUUUCAGAUGUGUCCACGUCUCACUCAAAUAAACGUAAUUUUUCAACUGAA